ACUCACCACACCUACCCUUCUCUCUGUUCCAGUCUAAGCUGUUCAGUUAUGUCACCUGUCAAGAUGAGCAGAACAAACACAGUCUGAGCUACACAGGGCAGACUCCUGGCAAAGAAACAACGCAAAGAUAGAUCAGAAAUCAGCAUUGAUAUUGAGCAGCCUAGUCAACAUGGGGUCUGUGCAGAGCAAGGAUAAGUGGCACUGUACCAGAUACAUUAAUGGACAGGGACCACCAUCCCUUAAAGACCAAGCUGAACAGGGUCUGAAUAAGAGUUCUGAGAGGACUCAGCCAGCUGGACAAAUGACAUGGGUCAUCUUACACAGGGACCUCCCUGGUUACCCUGAGGAUAACACCAUACAAAUCAACUAUGUGAUCGGAGAUGGAAUCCAGUCGGAUAAGCAUCCCAACCCAGGUCAGACAUUUAGGGGUGUCAGGAUAUUGGCCUAUCUACCUGACAACAAAGAGGGGAGAAAGGUGCUUAGAUUGCUGGACAAAGCCUUUAACCAGAGACUGGUCUUCAAAGUGGUGACUAAUGACAUUGGAGAAGAUGUGGCUACUUUGACAGAUAUCCCCCAUAAAACUCAACCGGAUGGAGGAAGCAAGAGUGACAGCUAUCCAGAUCCUGACUACCUAAAAACAACCAGGAGGAUACUGAAAGAAAAAGGCAUAGAGUGAGAAGAGAAGAAAAAGAAGAAAAGACACAAAUACAGUUAGGCACAGACAGACAGCCAGACAAGGAAGAAAUACAACCAAAAACAAAACAUGCAGAAAGAAACCAAACACAGACAUACAUUGUCUUAGGUGCUAAAUUGUCAGUUUCAGGUAAAGCUAUAGAAGCUAGUUAACACUUCAGUAGACUUAUUAAUCAAUAUGUUAUAUAAGUCUUUUUUGUGAAUUCAUGUUUAUAUUUUAAAAGUGUGGUGUGUACAUUAUGUUUAACAAGUAUUAACAACAUGUUGCACGUACAGUACUGUGUUUUCUGCUGCACCAAUUUACUUGUACUUUACUGCAAUGUAUAAAGAAUGUAAAUAAGCUGAAACAGCUGGACACAUGAGUCUUCAAAUAAUAUAAAUCAGCAAUAUCCCAAUAGGCAACAUUAUCAGUGUCAGAGAAUCAAAUUGAUGUGAGAUUUUUUUUUCACUAAAACUUACAAAAACAAUGUUUGUUUUUUUUAGUUUGUC
Messenger RNA from Osmerus eperlanus (European smelt), 1182 nucleotides. It is a transcript of the gene dtx3la, whose product is annotated as deltex E3 ubiquitin ligase 3L a. The record is from RefSeq and is a predicted model, not a curated record. Gene Ontology annotation, biological process: Notch signaling pathway; protein ubiquitination. Lineage: Eukaryota; Metazoa; Chordata; Actinopteri; Osmeriformes; Osmeridae. Gene Ontology annotation, molecular function: ubiquitin protein ligase activity. Gene Ontology annotation, cellular component: nucleoplasm. The transcript has 5 exons. The coding region runs from base 170 to 676 and encodes 168 amino acids.